GUAUGGGAAGAAAGAGAAUCGACGAAAAAGGAAUAUCUAUUGUGAUAGAUACUUGCGUAUUUUGAUUUAUUUGGACAACCAGUUCUACAAUAAAACACCUGAGCAAAUUGUGUUCAACCAUGGAGUCGAUAAACCUCACAGACGCUCUACUGACCACUGGGAUGUCCAAUGGGACAGGAGGAGGGUCCGAGCGUCAAGCCAUGUCCUCACUACCACUGUAUCUCCUCGUCUGGGUCUCGGUGUCCUACGCCAUUAUUUUCCUGGUCGGUGUUUUGGGCAAUAUUCUGGUGCUGGCCGUCAUUUGGGCUAACAAGGACAUGCGGAAGUCCACGGAUCUUAUCCUGGCCAACCUGAGUACGGCGGACCUCCUGGUGCUGCUGAUCUGUAUGUCGGCGGCCAUGACGGAGUUUUACGGCAGGGAAGAGUGGCUGUUCGGGAACGCAGGAUGCAAGCUGAUUCCGUUCCUGGAGAACCUAUCCGUGCACGCCUCCAGCCUCUCCAUCGUCACCAUCAGCAUCGAACGCUACUUCGCCAUCUGUCACCCUCUCCAGGUCAAAGCCCGCUUCACGCCACGCCGCAGUGUUAUCAUGAUUGUGAUCAUCUGGCUGGCGGCCAUUUUGGCUACGAUCCCCUUCUUUGUGAUAGCCAAGGAGAAGGACGAGAGGUACCCGGACGGAAAGCCCGUGAAGGUCUGUUCCACGGCGAUAAUUGAAAAGUGGAAAAAAGGUUACGUUGUGACCUUGACCUGCUUGUUUUUUGCACUUCCGGUGGUCAUUCUGCUGGUCAUUUACGUGUUGAUUUGCCGGGUGUUGGUUGCCGAGAGAACAAUCUUCCAUUCCACCGGCAAUGGUAGAAACUCUAAUUCUACAGCCAGUACUGUUCGCAACCGGCACCAGGUCGUCUAUGUCCUGUUGGCAAUCACAGUCGCGUUCUUUGCAUGUCUUCUGCCUUUCCGGGUCUACUCACUCUGGUUGCUGUUCGAAAGUCAUGACGUCAUCCGGACAAUCUCAUCAGAAAGUUCGCUGAACAUUGUCAGUUUUUGUCGGGUCAUGUUCUACCUGAACAGCGCAAUCAACCCGGUCCUAUACAACCUCUUCUCCACAAAAUUCCGCAAGGCUUUCGAGAGGACAAUCUGUAGAGGUCAAACAAAAAUAAGAAAAGGGCCGAGCGCAAAUACAUCCGUCUAUCAAAUGGACGAACAGUCCUCCGGCAAGCGUCGGAGUAACCGAAACUCCUGUCCCUUCAGCAAGUGUCAGGGGGGUGGUCAGCAGGUCGCAGACGCCUUCAUCCCAGCUGACCAUGAGGGUGGGAGUGGAGAGCAGAGCCCUCAUGUUGAUAUCGACCACAUAGGACCUGAACAACCCAUGGUAUCUUUGGACGAAGUCAAUGGUGUCAGGUACCCCUACCCAGAGUAUGUGUAGAUCCGGUUUGUAUGGAGACUGUUGUAUAAUAUCAUAUCAUACGGACAAAGCGGCCCAGGGAGUUUAUUGCACGAGGACGGCGCACUUGAAACUAAGAGAACUUGAAACUCGGAACUAGUAGUUGGAAAAGUGGUAAGGGUUAUCUGCAUUUAAACCAACUACGAUUUGGCACUGUGGAACUAUUGUAUCGAGCAAGAAAGGACAGGGUAACCCACGGCGCCUGAAGACCUGAGACAUACUAGAGGACACACUUGAUCACUUGAUGAGUGACAUUUAACAAUUUCAUUGGGCGCAGAUAUAUAAAAAAUAGAUGCAAAAGAAAACGGUAUGCCCGGUUGUUGCAUUUCAAUAAAAGGGCAUACAGUUUGAUGUAAGUGCACAUAAACCACCUUUGUACAAAAUUGAGAAUGUUCUUUUCGCAGAUUCGCAAGGUGUCAAAUUGGAUGAAAAAUAUCAAUUACAUUUAUCUGUUAUACGAUUAUACCGGUGCUUCAUACUAAAUAUGAUAAUGGUAUUCUUCGUUGGUUCUAGCACAUUUUACAAACACUAUCACUGCACAGUUACAUUAUAUGAAGUAGACAUUUUUUCACAGAAAAGAACGUGAUGAAAUGUAGUUUGAUUGUCAUUAUAAGUGUCACAAAUACCUGUAGUUUGGCAAAGAAUCAUACCAAACCGAAAUUGUAAUGUGUCCGAUACAGUUCAUUCUGUCGGUAAUUAUUAUUUGUUACAGGUAUUUUAUUACUAACUGUAGCAAUUUUAACUUGUAAAUUUUAGAUACUCGACAACUUGUAACACCUAAGACACUGAGCCGUGCCGCUGGUUUGCAGAGCAGAUUUGGGACGUUUUAGAAAUAUUUUCUUUAUCAUAAAACUUACCUGGCUUUGUGUUUCAUGUAUACAAUUGUAUCAGAUUUUUUACGUAGAUACGUCCAUACAAAUGCAGUCUAUUAAGCUUGUCAAUAAAAAUGCAACGCACCUAUACAUACAUACAUGUAUGUGAACGCACACCUCGGCUUUUGUACAUUGAUGCAUUUAUA
Messenger RNA from Lingula anatina, 2457 nucleotides. Its product is annotated as growth hormone secretagogue receptor type 1. NCBI's taxonomy places the organism in Eukaryota, Metazoa, Brachiopoda, Lingulata, Lingulida, Lingulidae. The record is from RefSeq and is a predicted model, not a curated record. Gene Ontology annotation, molecular function: thyrotropin-releasing hormone receptor activity. Gene Ontology annotation, cellular component: plasma membrane. Gene Ontology annotation, biological process: G protein-coupled receptor signaling pathway.